CUUCUGGAGCCGCUGGUUCUUCUCUCGGUUAAUUGUGAGUCUCCGGUUGAAGAGAGGACCUCCGUUUGUCACUCAGACCGGGAAAGGUAAUCGACGCCGCACACGCUCCUCCGCGGGCAGCCAGACGGUUUCAGCCGCGGAACCAAAGAGGAAGCCCGGCCGAGGGCGGUGUGGCCCGGGCCCGUGGUAGGAACUGACGGUCCCAACCUUCGUUUCCCAGGCCCAAAGCGUUGACCCAGUUAGUCUGAGCUGGUUUUGAGUCCUGGCUCGGGACUUGGCCUUGCUGCAUUCUGGCCCUUCCCGCCUCCCUCACCACGGACCCAGCAGCACCUGUCACCGGCCCCUGCGGCUCGCACGCAAGUGUCGGGAGCUCAGCCAUCCCGUGUCCGCCGCGCCCCAGCCGCGCGAAGAGAAACUCCGGGUGUGACGUUCUUUCCACUGGAGGUUUGGGGGCAUUUCCAUCUAAAACCAGGGACUGUGGAUGUGUGAGAAAACUACCUGAUGUACCAUGCUUUCUUGUGAUAUUUGUGGUGAAACAGUAACUUCAGAACCAGACAUGAAGGCUCAUCUCCUAAUUGUUCACAUGGAAAAUGAAGUUAUAUGUCCAUUUUGCAAAUUGUCAGGUGUGAAUUAUGAUGAAAUGUGCUUUCAUAUUGAAACUGCUCAUUUUGAGCAGAAUGAACUAGGAAGAAACUUUGAGAGGAUCAAUAAAAUACAGUAUGGAACUUCAGAUAACAGGAAGGACAACACACAACAGUGUAGAAUGGAAGUUAAUUCAAGUAUUCAUUCAGCUUGUGCUUCGAAUCCAAAAGUUUCAGCUCAAAGCCUGCUUAAGGAUGGUACUUUAAAACAUAAAGCCUUUUAUUCAGAGAAUUUGACUGAAUCUAGAAAAUUCCUGAAAAGUAAGGAAAAACAGUGUGACCUAUCCAAAAUAAAAGGAUCAGUUUAUGAUACAAUGUAUAGUCCUCCUGAAUGUCCAUUCUGUGGAAAAAUAGAAGAUUGUAUUCAAGAUAUGGAAACUCAUGUGAAAAUAAAGCAUGCCAAUCUUUUAGACACUCCAGUAAAAGACUGUGAUCAACCACUGUAUGACUGCCCUAUGUGUGGGCUCAUCUUUACAAAUUACCGUAUUCUCCAGGAACAUGUUGAGUUGCAUUUGGAAGAAAGCAGCUUUAGACAAGGCAUGGAUAGAGUCCAGUGUUCGAGAGACCUAGAAUUGGCUCACCACCUUCAACAAGAAGAAGACAGAAAGAGGAGAUCUGAAGAAUCAAGACAAGAAAGGGAAGAAUUUCAGAAGUUGCAGCGACAGUAUGGAUUAGAUCAUUCUGGAGGGUACAAACAACAGCUACUACGGAGUAUGGAGAGAGAAGUAAAUAGUGGAAGAAUGCAUCCAUCUGAAUUUCACAGAAGAAAAGCUGAUAUGAUGGAAUCACUAGCUAUUGGUAUUGAUGAUGGAAAAACAAAAACUUCUGGAAUUAUUGAAGCACUUUAUAGGUAUUAUCAGAACGCUGCCACAGAUGUGAGGCGUGUGUGGCUUUCUACAGCAGUGGAUCACUUUCAUUCAUCUUUUGGUGAUAAAGGUUGGGGUUGUGGUUACAGAAAUUUCCAAAUGCUACUGUCAUCAUUAUUACAAAAUGAUGCUUAUGAUGAUUGCCUGAAAGGUAUGUCGGUUCCUUGUAUUCCAAAAAUUCAGUCUAUGAUUGAAGAUGCAUGGAGGGAAGGUUUUGAUCCGCAGGGUGCCUCUCAACUUAACAACAGGUUACAGGGAACAAAGGCCUGGAUCGGAGCAUGUGAAAUAUAUACACUUCUGACCUCCCUAAGGGUAAAGUGCCACAUUGUGGAUUUUCACAAGUCGACUGGUCCUUUGGGUACGCACCCUCGCCUGUUUGAAUGGAUGCUGAACUAUUACUCUUCAGAAAGGGAAGGGGGUCCAAAAGUAGUGUGUACAUCUAAACCUCCUGUCUACCUGCAGCAUCAAGGUCAUAGUCGCACAGUUGUUGGUAUUGAAGAGAGAAAAAAUCGAACAUUAUGUUUACUAAUAUUUGAUCCUGGAUAUCCUUCUCGAGAAAUGCAGAAACUAUUAAAGCAAGACAUGGAGGCUAGCAAUCUGAAGCAACUUCGGAAAUUUGUGGGAAAUUUAAAGCAUAAACAAUACCAGAUAGUGGCAGUAGAGGGUGUUCUUACUGCAGAGGAGAAAAUUGCCAGGAGACAGGCAUCUCAAGUCUUUACAGCCGAGAAGAUUCCUUGAAGAAUUAAGUAUUUCAGUGGAAUUUUAUUUUCCAAAUUCAGAUAUUAAAUUCCUUAAUG
Molecule: messenger RNA, 2304 nt
Organism: Molossus molossus (Pallas's mastiff bat)
Lineage: Eukaryota; Metazoa; Chordata; Mammalia; Chiroptera; Molossidae
Gene: ZUP1
Product: zinc finger containing ubiquitin peptidase 1
Exons: 10
Coding region: 509-2245 (578 amino acids)
Source: RefSeq, a predicted model, not a curated record